This is a messenger RNA of Strongylus vulgaris, 204 nucleotides long. NCBI's taxonomy places the organism in Eukaryota, Metazoa, Nematoda, Chromadorea, Rhabditida, Strongylidae. The record is from the annotation of a GenBank genome assembly.
AUGUUGAAAGAUCUUCGUCACAGCAGGACUUGCGUCGCCUCGGCAGAGAGGGCUAAAUUUGACGUGAGAAAGCUGCUGUCCUCGGCCACGUUCAAGACGGGUGCUGCUGGUCUGCUUGUUGCAGAAGUACCAGAUGAGCCGUUGUUGAGUACACGGGCCGGUGACGUAAUAAUAAACGACGUUUACGUAUUUAAUAUCAUCUGA